Messenger RNA from Odocoileus virginianus texanus, 1267 nucleotides. NCBI's taxonomy places the organism in Eukaryota, Metazoa, Chordata, Mammalia, Artiodactyla, Cervidae. The record is from RefSeq and is a predicted model, not a curated record.
CAUUUUGAAGAAAACUGCUUGAUAUUUUUAUAGUGCAGUGACUUUGCAGGCAAAAAAUUUCAAGAUUUUACAUGAUUUUUAAAAAACCAACUCAGAUGUUUGGAAUUUGGAUUGCUGCACUUUUAUUCUUUGACAAAUCACCAGGGGAAGAAGUUUGCUAUGAAAGGGUGGGAUGCUUUAAAGAUGGUCUGCCAUGGACUGGGACCUUCUCAAGACAGUUUGCAGGGUUACCCUGGUCUCCAGAAAAGAUAAACACUCGCUUUCUGCUCUACACUAGACAGAAUCCCAAAGUCCAUCAGGAAGUCAGUGCAGUUAAUUAUUUAACUAUCCAAGCCUCACACUUCGCAACAGAGAAGAUCACACGUAUCAACAUACCUGGAUGGAAAUCAGACGGCAAAUGGCAGCAAGACAUGUGCAAUGUACUGCUAAAAGUAGAAGAUGUGAACUGCAUUAAUUUAGACUGGAUUAACGGCUCACUGCAAUAUAUCCACGCUGUAAACAAUCUCCGCGUCGUUGGUGCUGAGGUGGCUUAUUUUAUUGAUGUUCUUGUGAAAAAGUUUGGAUAUUCCGCUUCUAAAGUACACUUGAUUGGCCACAGCUUGGGAGCUCAUCUGGCUGGGGAAGCUGGGUCAAGGACACCAGGCCUGGGAAGGAUAACUGGGUUGGACCCAGCAGGGCCGUGUUUCCAUGACACUCCAAAUGAAGUCAGGCUGGAUCCCUCAGACGCCAACUUUGUUGAUGUUAUCCAUACAAAUGCGGUUCGCCUCUUCUUUGAGCUUGGUGCUGGAACUAUUAAUGCUUGUGGUCACCUUGACUUUUACCCAAAUGGAGGGAAGCACAUGCCAGGAUGUGAAGAUUUAAUUACACCUUUAUUUAAAUUUGAUCUCAAUAUUUAUAAGGAAGAAGUGUUUUCCUUCUUUGAUUGCAACCAUGCCCGAAGUCAUCGCUUUUAUGCUGAAAGCAUUCUCAAUCCUGAUGCAUUUAUUGCUUAUCCUUGUAGAUCCUACAAAUCUUUUAAAGCAGGAAAUUGCUUCCAUUGUCCCAAGGAAGGUUGCCCAACAAUGGGUCAUUUUGCUGAUAGAUUUCACCUAAAAAAAAUGAAGCCUAAUAGAUUAUAUUAUUUUUUAAACACAGGGACUCUUGCGCCAUUUGCCCGUUGGAGGCACAAACUGUCUGUCAAACUUGAUGGGAACAGUGUCACUCAAGGAAGUAUAUUUCUCCGUGUAGGUGGAAUGACUGGGAAGACCAGGGAGUUUGAGUUUGUCAG